AUGUCCGUGCGCUGCGAUCUGAUGGAGUUCUUAAACCCAAACAGCAGUGACUGUACGUUAGUGUUGUUCUACACACCGUGGUGCCGCUUCUCUGCCAGUCUAGCACCUCAUUUUAAUUCCUUACCUCGAGCAUUUCCAACUCUUCGCUUCCUAGCCUUGGAUGCAUCUCAGCAUAGCAGUUUAUCAACUAGAUUUGGAACUGUGGCUGUACCCAAUAUCCUCCUUUUCCAAGGUGCUAAACCUAUGGCUAGAUUUAAUCAUACGGAGAGAACACUGGAAACACUGAAAGACUUCAUUUUUAAUCAAACAGGAAUAGAAGCUAAAAGGGAUGUGGCUGUGACUGAGGAAGACUGGGAAGGCCCUCUGCCUAGUGUUCUGACAAAAGGAAUAGAUUGGCUGCUCCUGUUCUCUUUGCUCUUUCUGGCUAGCUUUAUUAUGUACGCUACUAUUCGAACUGAGAGCAUUCGGUGGCUAAUCCCAGGACAAGAGCAUGAACAUCAAGAAUAAUUUGAGAUGCUGAAACAGGGACAGGAUUUCUUGCUUAUUUGUAAAGCAGGAAUUUGUAUGGACUAAAAGUAUGAAUGUUCAAAUAUUCAUAUUCAAAUGAACUGUUGAAUUUGUUGGUUGUAAUUUAUAAUCUUGACUGAAAAUCUGCUUUUUUAUCAACUACUGAAUUUGUAAAAAGCAAACACAUGAUGGUUAACAUGGUAAGUAAACAAAUAUGAAAAGAUAUUAACUAAAAAUGUAUUUAUUACACUGCUAAUUUGCUUAUUUUUAAUGUACCUUAAUGUAAAUGUGAUACAGUUCUACUUUGCUCUUAAGAGAGGUCCCUGUGCUUUGUAGAUCAAUUAAGAGUUCUACAGCGUAUUUGCUUGUAUAUGUGGCAUUGCUUGGCAGAGGAGUAGAGCUGCUUCCAUUCAGAUGGAAUCUGGGAAUCUUCUUUUGUAAAACCCACAAUUUCUGUAUGGAUGACGCAGUAUAUACAAUGGAGUUGGGAUGUGUUGACCCACGCAGAUCAUACUCAUUUUCUGGCUUAGGUAUCCCUGAAAUAGUAAAGUGUUAAGGGAUACGUUAGUCCAGGGUGGUGGUACUAAAUUAGUUUGAUUGUCGGGAAAAUGAAGAAAAAGGUGCUUUAAAAAUGAGCGUACGUUGAAUGAUUUCAUUGUCUAAAAAGACAGUAUGUAUUUGCUUUGCGCUUCUGGAGGCAGUCAUACCAGCAAUAAUAAAAACUUAAAAACUUGUACGAUUCAAGUCAGGAUGACUAUUUCCCACCUUUGGUAUUGAGAUUAGAUGCUGUUUAUCUUGUUUACUCUGGUCCGUGAGUUCUGAGUAACAGUUGGACUUGCGACGGUGAUUCUUCAUGAGAUUUAGAAUAACUUCUAAAGCUCAAGCCGUUGUGUAUAUGUGUGGGAGUGGGGGUGUAUAACGUAUAUAGCACUUUCAUAUGGAAUUAAAUUGCAUUUGUGAGCUUUACCUUUAA
This is a messenger RNA of Struthio camelus australis, 1480 nucleotides long. The record is from RefSeq and is a predicted model, not a curated record. NCBI's taxonomy places the organism in Eukaryota, Metazoa, Chordata, Aves, Struthioniformes, Struthionidae.